GCUAGAAUUUACGAAAAGUAUGGAAUUGCCAUCCUCUGCACCUGCUAGUGGGGUUAAAUAAAUAAGUUACAAAAUAAUAACAGGUUAAUAUAAUAAUAGCUUAAUAGGAGUGGAGCAGAAAGAUUGUGGGGCGCAUUUAUGGCGGAGAAACCAAACUCUAGAGCUGUAAUAACCACCGUGAGCAGCCCUUACCUGGAAUGCGGGAAUUCAAGCAGAGGAACCCCGUGGUACGACAAAGAGUCCGUGCUGAGCCUGUCUGAAUACCUCAUCUUUGUGGAAGUGAUUUUGGGCCUGCUGGUAUGGGCACUGAUUGCAAGCACAGAAUAUUUCCGAUUUUCCCCAUUUGGAUGGGUGAUGUUUGUAACUGUCUUCUAUUGGCUUCUCACCCUCUUCCUCCUCCUCAUCAAACUGGCCAAUGGACAAAUCCGACAAGUUCCCUGGACUACAGUGGUUCUCGUUUUUAACUGCACUGCGGCUUUACUGUACACGUCAGCUGCUAUUGUUGAGGCAACGUUGGUGAAUAAGGGGGUCAGAGGUCGUCAUGAUUUCAACUGUUGGGCGGCAUCGACGUUUUUUGCAUUCCUAGUAUCUCUGAGUUACGCAGGUAGUGCGUUCUUCAGUUACAAAUCCUGGCACAGAGGAGAUGAAUAAAUUGUGCUGGAUUGCAGUUAAUCGAAUGUUAAAAAUAUGACUCAUCCUAUUAUUGUUCAGGUAUGGACUAAACUUGAAAGAAUAUUUAAUACUGAUGACUGUCUUUUAUUUUAAAAAUAAAGAAAUGUACGUUUUGCUCUGUAUUUGCAACAAUUUUACACAGAUCUGUCUAAUGCACAAAAUAUAUUUUGAUAUAUUUUAUAUGGACAUGCAAAACUUACUUUAUUUUAGCUUUACUGAAUGGAGUUUUAUCAUAAGGUUAAUUGACUGUCUGUGAAUAAAUAGACAUACAAUGUUUCACUUGUGCUUUGAAUGUGCCUUUUAAUGUUGGUUCAUGUUUGAUCAUCUAAAAUUAUGUUGAAAAUCCUCAUGAUGUUUGGAUUUACCUGACUGACUUAUGAAAGCCUUGUAUUUCUAGUGUCAAAUUAAAGCUGUCAUUAUUUUGUCAUUUGAAAGCAGAUCUGAUGUAGCCUACUUCUUAUAAAUGUCGUAUUAUGGUUGCACACAAUAAA
Messenger RNA from Onychostoma macrolepis, 1163 nucleotides. RefSeq names its product CKLF-like MARVEL transmembrane domain containing 8a (gene cmtm8a). Bases 139 to 651 code for a protein of 170 amino acids. Gene Ontology annotation, cellular component: membrane. NCBI's taxonomy places the organism in Eukaryota, Metazoa, Chordata, Actinopteri, Cypriniformes, Cyprinidae. Gene Ontology annotation, molecular function: structural constituent of myelin sheath. The transcript has 4 exons. The record is from RefSeq and is a predicted model, not a curated record. Gene Ontology annotation, biological process: myelination.